UUCAAAGUGUUUUCUAACUUGUGGGUUUGAUUAUAUUAUUUUUAGGAAGAAUCCGGUGAAACAUUCAGGCAUGAACCUCCUAACUGCAGAUCGUUUGCCAUUGCAGGCAAAGCUGGUGGAGAUAAAUGGAGAUCCAUGUCUCAUGCUGAUAAACGAGUAGCUUCUGAUGAAGAUGAAUCAGAUUCAGACGAGAGUGAAGAGGUUGUUAACUCAUUUUCGGAUACAGUCAAACCCAAAAGACCAGCAAUUGCCUUUUUCUGUUUCAUGGAAGAAUCUAGACAAACAUAUAAGAAUGAACAUCCUAACAACAAGGCAGUCAUCGUUAUAGGCAAAGCUGGAGGAGGUAAAUGGAAAUCAUUGUCUGGUGCUGUAAGUGAUUUCUUUAGGGACAGAAGUUUCAUUUUCAUAAAAAUCUUGGAACUUUAUUUGGUUAAAUUUAACAUUUGUCUGUGAAAAAAUAAAUACCGGAAGUAGAAAAUGGUUUUCUUAAUAUAAUUUUCUGAUGUCUUUUAUUUUCACUACUCAUUUGUGUGCAUUGUUCUUUCAAUAUAUUUUUUUUAUUGUUGUCAUGAUUUGGUAGAGUGAAGGAGUCAGACGAAUCAUUUGACUUCAACAAGUCAGACGAAUCAGAGUCCGAUGAAGACAAUGAAAGCGAAGAGGUAUUUCUUUACAGACCCUAGUUUGAUAUUUUUCGUAGAAAUUCAUUGAAAGUUUUCUUUCAACAGUUAGUUGAAACUGUGUUCAAUCAAGAACCGGGGUUGCUAAGAGUAGCCUUAAACCCGAAACCCUGUAUGCUUCAAAACCUUUAGUGCUCGAUGGUUUGACCUUUGGGUCCCUGGGAAUGGGGCCAAUAUUAGAAUAUGGCUAAACAAUUGGAUUCCUAGUCAAGUCUCGUGCAAUGACGAACCUUCUGAUGCUGAUAGUGUUGCUGUAUUGUCGGAGACUUGGUGACCCGCUUGUCAUUGCAUCAGCUGCUAUGGUGCUCAAAAACUUGAUUUUUUAUAUUGUCAUGAAAUGUCAAAUAGAAUAAACUAUUAAAACUUCUUCAUUAGCUCUUUAUGUUCCUUCUGUUUUUUGCUCGAUGCUCUGUGAUGAUAUUGUUAGGUUUAGAGUAUGAAUACAUUGUGUAAAUUCCAAUCUUUACUGGGAAAUGCAUUCAUAACAGCCUACAGUACCAAGUAAAGCUAAAAUCAGAUGCAUGUUGCACAAUAUUAUACGGUUCAAACAUAAAAGCUGUCAUCUUAAAUUAUUUGUUUGUUAAGUAUGAGUUGUAGUAAAUGUUUGGAAAUCAAAUUCUUAAUAAUUGCAACAACUUCAUAACCAGGAUCCAUUUCUUCAAGGACUGAAUAAACUCUGGUUGUCACUACACGAUUAAGAACAAUAUAGAAGUAAUACUAUUACUAUGCGUAGGGUUCCUGAACUUUGUGUCUUUGUGUAUUGCUCUAUCUGGAGAAUAAAAUAUGCAAAGCAGCAAAGACUCAUAAAACAAUAUCUUCGACCAUAUAACAACUGUUAUUACGGUCGCCAGGUUCACUCACUAAAUGCCAAGCAUUGUUGGAUAACAACUCUUAAAUGCAACUGAAAAGCCGUUGGUUGGAAAAACCUUCCCCAGACUUGUUUGGCGAAAAUAACUGGACUAUUACUAACAGAAGGAUCAUUGUUUAUUGUUUCGAUCAUGUAGGUAGAUUGGCACAGACCUAAAGUGCCUACCAGCGCCUAUUCCAUUUUCAUGGAAAUAUUCAGACAACUAUACAAGGAAAAGCAUCCGAACAAUAGAUCUGUCUGUGUUUUAAGUUAUCACGGCAGAUUUACCUCAAUUUCUCUACAUAUCAGUUCCAUUUGUGCUUAUCAUCUUAUUUGCUUUACUUUAUUUCAGAACCAAAAGGUAAGCAAAGCUGGGGGAGAUGGAUGGAAAUCAAUGUCCGAUUCUGUAAAUAGCUUCUCUUAUGAAAAAAAAUGUUUGAUACGUUUUCCAUUCCAAUUAAUGUUGGCUUUUGCUAGCUUUAACUUUUAUUCUUAUUACAGGAGAAAGCUCCUUGUGUAGCAACUGAAAAGCAAAGCAAAAUCGAGUAUCUCAAAUACAUGAGAGCGCAUGAGAAGAAGAUAUAAAGCUGUGCAGCUUUGAAGGUGCGAACUCUUAAAGAUACAGGAGUCAGUUUGGGGUUAUCAUUUCCUUCUACAAACAUUCUUAUGACAUGAUUAAUGGAUGAUAACAGUGUAGAGGAUGUUGAAGAUGACAACAGUGAAGACGUUUUUUCUGCAUAAAAUAAUUUCAUAAGAAUUCUUUUGGUUGCCGAAAGAGGAUGAAGAGUAGAAUGAGGUGAAGUAAAGAAGAAGAUGAUUUAGCUGGUGUAGUUGAUCACUAAUACUCUUGAUUUAGCUGGUGUAGUUGAGUGUUUUCACAUGUAGAAGCUUAAAUCUCUGUAGUACAAUCUUUAUUCUUGUGUGUAAAUUUCAUGCGUGUAAAUUUUAACCUUUUGCAGCUAAAUUAUUAAUAGAUUUUGUUGUAAAUUACAUUUAUAUA
This is a messenger RNA of Papaver somniferum (opium poppy), 2524 nucleotides long. RefSeq names its product HMG1/2-like protein. NCBI's taxonomy places the organism in Eukaryota, Viridiplantae, Streptophyta, Magnoliopsida, Ranunculales, Papaveraceae. The record is from RefSeq and is a predicted model, not a curated record. The transcript has 6 exons. The coding region runs from base 136 to 453 and encodes 105 amino acids.